AUGGCGGAAUCACCCAGUAGCGACCCCGACUUCCUCCAUCGGGAGGAGGACUGGCCCGACCCUGAUGUCGACUCGAGUACCGAGGAGGGCGCCGAGAUCAUGCGGCUGCAGGCAGCCUACGGAAACCUCCCCACGAGCCUCUACGACAAGACCCGGGACCACCAGGACCAGCUUACCGAAGCGGAGCGCCAGCUGCUCCUCAGCCGCGGCGACGUCCUCGGCAAGGCACUUGCUUAUCCCGAUUCCCUGACCACCGAGGAGAUUCACGAAGCUCGCGGGUGGCCACCGCCGGACAUAGUACGCGCCAACAUCCAGCGCGCAACCGGUGGCAGGCUUAGUACGCCGGCCGAGCUACACGCCAAGGCCAAGAACGCUUUCGACCGCGGCCAGUUCGACGCCGUCAUCAGCGACGACGAGGCCUUUCUGAUCGCUCACAACUUCUACGAUCGAGACGAGUAUGACCCUUGCCGAGCCAUGGCGGCCCACGCGAUUCCGGGGUUUGGACACGUCCUCACAUUACUGUCGCGCCGCCUGGGGCUGGACCUUGCUGUCUGGAAAGCUUGCGCAGAACGCGACCGUCGCACCCCACUUACAAUCACACCGCCACCCGUCCCCUCUGCAGUACCGGUCCCCUCGCGAGUCGACCUCGUCGGCUCGGGCCCCUGGCCUGACACGUACGGGUACGGGGGUGUCGGCGGUUUCCAACUAUUCCAGCAGGACACCGGCUCCCCCGACUUCGCGUGCGACGCCGCGCCGGGCUGGGCGGCCCUGCCCGAGGACCAGAAGGAAGCGUACCGCGCGCGGGCCGAGUUGCUACGCCGCGAGGCCUGGGCCGACUAUGAGUUGAGACUCGCCUACGAUGACGCGGGGUUACUCGGGCUCGCGUACCCCAACCCCAACCUGGCGCCUCCUCUCUCAGGGUUCGAGGUGUUUCGCAACGAGCUCGUGGCCGGCGAUGGCGGGCUGGGCUUCUGGGAGGUGUUGGCUUGGUGGGAAGCGCUGAGCCACGAACAGCGGACGUCGUACGAAGUACGGGCGUGGGAGGUGAGGGCGGCCGCGGCGCAGUGA
Chaetomium strumarium is the source of this 1068-nucleotide messenger RNA. RefSeq lists its product as uncharacterized. The record is from RefSeq and is a predicted model, not a curated record. The transcript is spliced from 3 exons. Lineage: Eukaryota; Fungi; Ascomycota; Sordariomycetes; Sordariales; Chaetomiaceae. Bases 1 to 1068 code for a protein of 355 amino acids.